AUGAUGGCUCCCUUCAGCGGGGGCCCGGAGCGGAUAGUCGUUGCCGUGAGCAAGGACCCGUCGAGCCGCGACGCCAUAAAGUGGGCGGUUCGGAAGAAGAUGAAGCGCGCCGAUGACAUUCUCAUCCUCCUCCACAUCGUCUCCAGGCUUCCCGCUCCAGGCGUGUACGGCUCUGGCGGGGCGGGCGGGGAGAUCUACCAGAGCGAGGUGACGACGGCCGCGUUUGUGGCGUACCUGCGGGACGUGGUGAAGCCCAUGAUGCUGCAGCUCAAGGCGGCUGUCGACCCCAAGCUCAAGGCCGCCGUGGAUCCCAAGGUGAGGCUCUGGGGAUGGAAUGGAGAGCUGAUCACGGAUGCCAUGAUGCAAGGGCUGAAGGCGGCCGUAGUUCCCAAGGUGCAAGCUCGCGUGGAGCUGAAGGUGGGGCGCAGCAACUGGCGCGUGAGGGGCAUUCUGGAGGAGGCCACGCGCCUGCACGCGUCCAUACUCGUCAUCGGCGCGCAGCCCAGCCUGCACAGCGAUUCCUUUGGCACGGGGGCGUAUUUCAUCCGCAACAAGCCGCCACACAUGUCAGUCUACGUCAUUCAGGCGGGCAAGCUGCUGGUCAGCCACGAGGCAGACGGUCAGAUCACCGGCUCCCCUGCUGCUCUCGACGCCGUUGCUCUUGAAGCUGCAGCUGCAGAGGAAGCAGGAGGGGACGGAGGCGGAGGGGGAGGCGGAGGGGGAGGGGGAGGGGGAGGGGGGUUUGCAGACGGAACGGGGGCCCUGUUAGGCAUGUCUCCGGGUCAGUUUGAGGGCGGUGGGCAAAUAUUGGUGGAUCAGCUGCUGGCUGCCGGCCUGCGAUUGGACACGCCGGCUGCUGAGCUGGCGGCGCUGAGGCUGCCUCCUGAAGUGUUGGAGCAACUGCUGGCCGCACAGAUGACAGCUGGCAAGCCAGGGAAGAGCAGUCGGAGGAACAAGAGAGCGGACCCGCACCAGCAACUGCUGCUCCUGCAGCAACAGCUGCAGCUUCAGCACUUGCAGCAGCAGCAGCAGCAGCAGCAGCAGCAGCAGCAGCAGCAGCAGCAGCAGCAGCAGCAGCAGCAGCAGCAGCAGCAGCAGCAGCAGCAGCAGCAGCAGCAGCAGCAGCAGCAGCAGCAGCAGCAGCAGCAGCAGCAGCAGCAGCAGCAGCAGCAGCAGCAGCAGCAGCAGCAGCAGCAGCAGCAGCAGCAGCAGCAGCAGCAGCAAGGGGGGGAGCAGCAACAGCAGGAGGGCGAGAAGAGAAAGUCGCGAUCCAAGUCCAAGGCACGCAAGAGCAGCCGCGACCAGCUUGCUUUGUCGUCGUCAGGCCUUCCUUUCGAGGUGCCGCAGGGCUCACUGGAAGGGACAGGGUUUGACGGCUUGGGGUACAGUCACAGUGGGAGUGACAUUCCCAUAGGCAUCCCCCCUGCCACCAUCGCCAAUGCUAAUGAUACCAACGCUACCAACGCGAAUCGGCUUGGUCAGUUCCUCACUCCGCCUCGCUCCCGUAGUGGUAUGGAUGGCCUGGCGUCCGUCCUCGCUAGAGACAGCCUCACUAGUAGCUCUGGCCCGCUGCCGCGCCUCUCCCCUUCGUUUAAGCCCUCCAGAGGGCGAUAUGAGGGAGGGGGGUAUGAGGGAGGGGGGUACGAGGGAGGGGCGUAUGAGGGAGGAGAGUAUGGAAGCACUGGUACCUCUCCUGCUGCGGGGAGGAGGCUAAAGGCGAGUCGCAGUACUGUUGGCAGGCACAGGAGAGAAAGGAGCGGCGGUGCUGGCAGUGCUGGUGGUGGCGGUGCUGGUGUUGAUUUUGCUGCCAUGGGCGGUGGUGGUGCAUCUGGUGGUGCAGACGCGUCUCGAGGGGCAGGGCGGAAGAGCGCAGCAGCAAUGGAGAUAGAGCAGAUGCGGCUGCAAGCCAAAGAGGCGGAAACAGCAAGACUGCAUGCAGAGAGGCGGCUGCUACAGAUGCGUGUGCAGGCACAGGCAGGACGGGGGGAGGUACCUGCUGAGGCAAGCCCGUGGGGAGGGAGAGGGGAGGAGGGAGCAGGGCAGACUGAGAACGGGAGGGAUGAGGAUGAGGGGCAGGAGAGCGGAGAGGAAGAGGAGGAAGAGGAGGAGGACGAAGAGGAGGAGGAAGAAGGGGAGGAGGAUGACGAGCUACAGAUAGAUAUUUUGAGUGCGGCUGGGAGUGGUGUGGUGCGGUAUACAGAUGGGUCCUCCUCCACCUUUGACCUUAGCUCCCUAUCCCCUUGCUCACUCAACGGCACAGGCUCAAACAGCCGCCCAGCCUCUGCCAAUAGCCGUCCACCCUCUGCCAACAGCCGUGCCCUAACAAAAAAGCUCUCCCAAAAUAGCAACCUUUUCUUUACUGGAGGGUUUGAGGGUACUGCGAGUGAUCUCCAGGUCGACCUUUUGGGCGGCAGCUCGUUGGGUAUGGACAAAGGAGCGGACGGCACAGAGGGCGGGGAGCAGCCAGAUGAUGAUGUGGAUUUCUCUCUUUCCAUCAGGAGUGGUGGCAGCAGUGGGAGUGUGGGUGAGAUUGUUGAGGAGAGGGAGAAGGAGGGGCAAGGGAAGGGAGAGGCGAAGGAGAAAGGAGGGGAGGGAGAAGGGAAGGGUAAAAGAGCUGGAGCUGUGAAGCAUGUGAUUGGUCGAGGGCAGUACCGCGUGUACAGCUAUGAAGAGAUUAAGGUCGCAACUGACAACUUCAACCAGAAGAACCGGCUGGGCGAGGGCGCGUUUGGCACGGUGUAUGGAGGGCGGCUGCACCACACACGCGUGGCGGUGAAGGUGCUUAAAGCCACAGACGUGGUGAAGGCCACCAACGAGUUCCAGCAGGAGGUGGAGGUGCUAAGCCAGAUUCAGCACCCGCACGUGGUGAUGCUCCCCGGCUGCUGCCCGACCCACCACUGCAUCAUCAAUUCACUGUUUCCCGCCGCCUCUCCCCCUCGCCCCCGCCCCUCAGGUGGAGGUGCUAAGCCAGAUUCAGCACCCGCACGUGGUGAUGCUGCUGGGGUGCUGUCCGUCGCACCACUGCAUAGUCCCGCCAACAUCCUUUUAGAUAAGAAUCUCGUCGCGAAACUCGGCGAUGUGGGCCUGGCGAAGCUGAUGCCGGGAACAGGAUCGCAGGUGCACACGCACGCGCAUGAUUCCGUCCCUGUGGGGACUCUCGCUUACGUCGACCCAGAGUUUCAGCGAACCGGGGAUUACGGGCCGAAAUCCGAUGUGUACGCGCUGGGGAUUAUUUUAUUUGAUAUUCUGACGGGGCGCAAGCCGACGACUUAUGAGGAGUUAGAGGAGGCUGUGGAUGAGGGGGAUGAGGAAGCUUUUGGGAAGCUUCUGGAUGAAAAGGGAGGGGAGUGGCCGAUCGGGCUGGCGAUGGAGGUGGCAAGGAUGGCAGUGCGGUGCAGUGAGAUGCGGAGGAAGAAACGGCCAGAUCUGGAGAGAGAGGUGAUGCCCCUGCUGGCGCGGGCGAGGGAUGAAGCGGCAGAGGCUGAGGAAGCUGCCGGGAAGGACAGCGGGCGGUCGGGGGGGAGUAAGGACGUGCCUAAGGGGUUGCUGUGCCCGAUUAACAAGAAAAUAAUGGUGGAGCCGGUGUUAGCAGCGGACGGGUACACCUACGAGAAAGCAGCAAUUCAAAUGUGGCUGGAGAGAGCCGACCUAUCCCCCAUAACCAACGAGCCUAUGCCCCACAAGCACCUGAUGCCGAACCUUGUGGUUCGGGAUUUGAUCGCUGACUGGACCAACAAGAAUGUAAAAAGCGAAGCAUAG
Closterium sp. Naga37s-1 is the source of this 3759-nucleotide messenger RNA. NCBI's taxonomy places the organism in Eukaryota, Viridiplantae, Streptophyta, Zygnematophyceae, Desmidiales, Closteriaceae. The record is from the annotation of a GenBank genome assembly.